AUGGUGUCUUCGGCUGGACUACCAUCCGCGUACGCGAAGGGCCGCUUGGUGGCCUCGACGUCCACCCAGCGCGACGAGUCUCCUAGUCGCAUCCUGUAUUUGCAGGACCGCCUAUUCUCUCGUCUUUUGCAGCAAAUAGUACCGGUCGAUGAUGAAGAUGUGGGUGAGCUAUGUGCGGCCGAGCGCCCUGCGCGCCCGCCCUUUAGCCUUCCAACGAUGACCAACAACUUCAGAAGAUUCAAUGCGAGAAUAGGGAUUGUGUUUCAUUUCCAAAAUCGAGUCGUCAAGCUUCUCACCUGGACGAAACCAACUGAAACCUGGUCGUUCCUCUUUGUAUACUCCUUUACCUGCCUGGAUCCGUACUUAUUGGUCAUCCUGCCUUUGGUCAUGGUUCUCUUUGCUAUCAUGAUCCCGGCCUUCUUAACCCGGCAUCCGCCGCCGCCGCCAAAUACCGUGACGUCCAGCACCACCCCCUAUUACUCCUACGAAGGACCCGCUUUAGCCCCACCUAAAACAAUCAGACCCGUGCCUGAGACCUCCAAGGACUUCUUUCAUAACCUAAGAGAUUUGCAGAACUCUAUGGCCGACUUUUCUACUCUUCAUGAUGCCACUGUUGCCGUCGUAUCUCCCGCAACUAACUUCUCUGACGAAGCAUUUUCUUCCUUGUUAUUUCUUUUGUUUACCCUCCUCACGGUAUCUCUUUUCCUAACCGCCCAUCUACUACCAUGGCGUUUGAUAUUUCUUAUUGGCGGCAAUACUGCCAUUUUAUCAGCUCAUCCCCGUGCCGCCACCAUCUUAAAAAUAUUCCAGGCUGAUUAUGAGGAGACCAUACAUCGUCGAGAUUUCAGAAUCUGGGGAUUGCGGAUACCCUUAAACCCGUCCGGGGUACGGGAGUUACUAGAAACCACAUUGACCGUGUCUCUUGAUUCUGACCCGGAAGAACGGGAAGUGGAGAUAUUUGAGUUACAGCAUAGGACACUUUCCCCAUUCUCGGGAACUUCUGCCUGGGAACCGUUCUUAUUUAUAGCAACUCCUUAUGAUCCUCUUUCUCCCUCCAGAAUUGCAGGCGACCGGCCGAAAGGAACGAGGUUUUUUGAGGAUGUCCGUCCUCCUCAUGGCUGGGUUUGGAAGGGCAAAAAAUGGGAACUCGACUUGGAAUGCAGAGAAUGGGUGCUGGAGCGCAUGGUCACAGGAGUCGAGUUUGAGGUUCCCAGCAGCAACGGAGAUGGGAUUGGCGAAGAAGUCGGCGGUUGGGUCUGGGAUUUGCCCUUUCAGUCCCCUGACCCUUUGUCUGAUGAGGCGGACUCGACGUAUGAUGAGCUGUCUGGCCUUUCGCCUAGUCAGCACCUAUUAUCCGAGGGUGGCAGCCAAAAUGUGAAUGGGUCUUCGAAGCCUGAAUGGGAAGAAGCUUUCAAAAAUGCCGAUAGGACUGGAGAAUGGAGAAGACGAAGGUGGGUUCGAAUUGUCCAGCGAAAUAAGCUUGAUGAAUAUAGUUCGAACACUAGUUGA
Molecule: messenger RNA, 1509 nt
Organism: Ophidiomyces ophidiicola
Lineage: Eukaryota; Fungi; Ascomycota; Eurotiomycetes; Onygenales; Onygenaceae
Gene: PEX29
Product: Peroxisome size and maintenance regulator
Exons: 3
Coding region: 1-1509 (502 amino acids)
Biological process (GO): peroxisome organization
Cellular component (GO): peroxisomal membrane
Source: RefSeq, a predicted model, not a curated record